UAAAUAGUCUGACCAAAUAGACCAAGCAUUUAAUAUUGCUGCACGAAGCGAUGUAGGACUGUUGGUUGUUUGGCCAUGGUAGCCUACUGUAUGAGGUCCUCCUAUACACCAAGUGGUGCUAUAUCGCCUUUACGAUUCCGCCACUGUACGACGUAUUUCUCUACUGUUACCUUUGACGCAUUAGGACAUGACGGGAUUGUAACGCUCACCAGGAACGGUCACUCCGUGAUGAAUGAUAUCUCUUGUUGACUUCUGGCAGCUUCCUGUUACCAAACCCAGAAGAGAGAUGGACAGGGAGCCCAAGAGACAAUCGGAAACUGAAAAACGAGAGAGUCCAGUCGAGAGCACAAGUGCAAAUCCCCCCAUCCAGCCCAAGACUGGCAACCUCCUACCGAGCCCGGCGUCCAAUGGCAACAGCAGCAGCCUGCUCCUCCUGGCCAACAAAGCCAACAAGCCAGCCAAUCAGACCAACGGGAACAACAACAACAACCCUCCCAAACAGCCAAGUGGGAAAAUCCUCCCGGCCCAGGCCAAUGGCAACCAGGGGAGCAGCUCCGUCCACACCACCAUCACCACCUUCCACACCACCCCGACCCCUACUGACCGGAAAGUUGUUCAGGUGAUCCACCAGCCGUGCCACCAGCCGCGAGGGUCAGCUGCUCAGCUGCUGCAUCAGAUGUAUGCGGUCCAGCAGCAGCAGCAGCAGCAGCAGCAUGGCUCCUUCCAUGCAGCAGCUACACAUCCACCGCAGUCGCAGUCGCAGUUGCAGUCGCAGCCGCAGCCGCUUCUAAAGGGUCAAAUCCACCUGCCAGCUGUACAGCAGGUGAACUUGUUUGAUGACCAGAACUCAGGGUCACCAUCUUCACCAUCUACAUCAUCUCCAUCUCCACCACCACCACCACCACCAUCAUCAUCAUCAUCAUCAUCAUCAUCAUCAUCAUCGUCAUCAUCAUCAUCAUCGGCUGCUGAGGCAGUAACCGUCCCAUUACAGCUGCCACCCAAACCAGUCACACCGACCAGCUCUGCUGCUCCUGCGGCACACAUGAUCAGAGCUUCUCCGAGUGCUAUCCCAGUGACAGCAGGCCAGAGGAUCUCCCCACACGCUCUGCUCCUGGGGAAGGGCCCCGGCACCUCUCAAGCCCAGAUGCUUUUGCGAGCACAAAUGCUCAUCUUAACCUCUACCGUGCGUCCUGAGCUCCCUGCCCUGUCCUCUUCCCCCUCGCGCAUUUCCUCCGCACAGCUCCACCUGCGUCCACCUCCACCAGGGACCCUGACGAUACCCCCCAACCUCCCGCUGAAGGCCUCCGCCAUGACCCUCACCACCUCACCCGUGCCACGUCCCCGAACAUCCCCCGUGGUCCCAGGACCACCCCUGGUGGCCAGCCCCAGUCCCAGAACUCCUGUCGUCCCAGGACCACAACCGAUGAUGGUGGGCCACAGUCCUCCUACCGUGCAGGGCAGAGAGGCGUCUAAAAUGGGAGACAGUAGCCCCACCUCCCCUCAAGCCGAAGCCAAAACACCGCCUGUGAGACACCUCACUGUGCCAUCGCCAUCCUUGUACAGUCCAGUACAAUCCCAUGCGCUGGCCAAGCACAAACCCGGUGGCCCCCCCAGCAGCCUCAAGCGCUCCCACAGCCUGAUGAGUUCCCAACAGCAGCCCGCUCUCAUCAGCAGCCACACCCCACCACCCACCAGCCCCCAGGGCCCCACGCCAAAGAAGCCCCUAGCAGAGCUGCAGCAUUGUCCGUCCACCCAGAGCCUUCUCGCCCAGGCCACGUCCACGUCCUUCCUGGCCUCCUGCCCCUCCACCGCCGUCACCACUGCGAGGACGCUGUCCCUCACCACAUCCAGUGCCACCACGUCCCCCCCUGCCUUGGCUUUACCGUCUGAGCGCUCCCUCCUGGCGUCCAAGCAGCUGCUGAAAAUCGCCCUCUCCUCAGCCUCCGUUCAGCUGGCCAGUAGCCAGUCCAAGAUGGCCGCCGCCGCCGCCGUCGUGCCGUCUCGUGACUACAUCCAGUCCAAGCCGCUGUCCCCCAUGUUCUCGCGUCCCUCUCAAGUCCACUCGCCACACCGAAGUCUGAGCCAUCCGCCCAUCGGUCAGCUGUCCCCCUUGUCCUCCACCCAGAUGCCCUCUGCCUCAACCGGCACGCCAAAAAUUCCCUCGCCGCUCCCCUCACCUCAAAGACCAUGUCCGCCCUCCCCAAUUCUCCCUCCCGGACUAUCCAGCAGCACUCAGAAGCGUGCCGAGUCUCCUGUGGGGGCGUUACGCAACAUGGCAACUCCCAUCAACCGGGUGCAGAAAGACCCAAAGACCCAAAGUUCAGAGGGAGCGGGAGACAGAGCAGGCUCAAUAGUAGAGAGACUAAAACUGCUUGUGCAGUCCCCAAAAUCAACUGCAGUGCAGGAAAAACCAGCCGCUCCUCCUCCGACAGCAAACGCUCCAGCUUCAGCCUCUGAUCCAGCAGACAAAGCUUUAGACUUCACCAUAUCUGAAGCACCUUGCUCAGGGGAAUACCAAAGUAGAGGAGCCGUAAAAACCACACAGAAGAUUCCCCAACCAGCAUCACCUCCAGACCACCACGAAGACCUCUCCACUCAAUCAGACAAUCUGUCAGCCGUGUCCAGCUUGUCAUCAGAUUUGUCACCAAGCCAGUCGACUGUGCUCCCAGCAUCAGAUGAGCCCUCAGUGCCCGUCACAUCUCCCUUACCCCUCACUCCCAUCCUGGGACAGAACUCCUGUACGUACCCCUCGUUCACCUCCAUGGCAACUCCUGAGGAGAGACCAGGAGCCGUUAAGAAGCCCGUCAUCCUGACCCACCUUGUGGAUGGAUUCAUCAUCCAAGAGGGAUUAGAACCUUUCCCGGUGAACCGGUCCUCCUUGAUGCCUGAGCAGCAGGAGGGUACAGGAGGUUGCCAAGAGCCUGCCAAUGGCCAUGACGACCCCCAAACAUUCCACCGUAUAGACUCAACGGAACAUGCAGAGAACUCUUCCAACUCAGACACGGAUGCUGGCCCUCACAACAAUGGCUUUGGAGAGAGUAAUAGAGCGAUGCCACAGUGUGAACUCUGCAAAAGGAAGUGCCUCUCGCAUGUAUUCGUCCGCUCCAAAGGAUUCUGCUCCAGCUCAUGUGCCAGACGCUACAGCCAAAACAAACGAUUCCGCCCAAUCAGACGCAGCGGCAGUCAAGACGGUGGCCAGCACAGUCCAUUAUUCAAACCAGCCGAGGGGGAAUACGAGGCUGGCUCAAAUGAGCAGUGGAGAGUGCAGCCGCCACGGGGAGGAGAGGAGGAGGCUACGGCCCCCAUGAAGACACGCCUGCGCCGCCACACCGAGUUGGAGCGGGAGCGGGAGACAAAGUCCAGGGACGACGCGUCCUCUGAGGAGGAGACGAGGAGAGAGUCAUCAGCGCCCUCCGCUCAGGACCCCGCCGCCUCCCCAGACCAGUCGUCAAGGCCCAGACCAGCAGACUGGACCGUGGACCAAGUGUGGGAGUUCAUAUCGUCCUUACCAGGCUGUCAGGAGAUUGCCGAGGCGUUCCGAGCCCAGGAGAUCGACGGGCAGGCACUGCUGCUGCUUACAGAGGACCAUUUGAUGACUGCGAUGAACGUCAAACUUGGGCCGGCACUCAAGAUCUGUGCCCGCAUCAACUCACUGAAGGAAUACUGAAGAAGGAGAAGGAAAUGAGAGAGGACUGAGAGGAGAGGAGAGAAAUCAAACUAAAAACAGAUGUAUGAAAGAAAUUACUUUAAAAUUGAGUAAAAAACCCAUAUAAACCAGAGCACUUGCUAAUACAGCAAUUUUGAGCACUUUAAAAUGAGUGAUUGAGCGAAAAUAGUCAGAGGCAAAUGUGUGUCGGCAAAAGGAAGAAAAAAAUCAGACAUUACUCACAAAUUACCUGUGUAUUUAGCAACUGUCUGGAAGCAUGAUAGCAAUAUAAGAUCAGUAUCUGUACACAUAUACAAUAUAUACACAGUUAUAGUAAGGAUUGUUGUGUCCAUUUUUGUAUGGGACUUUCAAUUAAGGGAUAAGGGUUUGUUUUUAUAUUUCAGAAGGAUAAGAAACAGCAUUUCCCUAAGUCACGUAGCAAAGCUGAAAGUGUGAAGCCAGUGGUUUAGUUGCUAGCAUGUACUCCUUUCUAGCUCUUUUCUUACCGUACUGUACUAUAUGUGUACAUGUCAUAUAACAUUGCAGUGUUUUGUGUAUACAAACUUUCAAAUGUUUGACGAAUCAUUUGUAAUAUUUAAUAUAUUUCUUUUUUGAAACAGUGGAAGGUACAACACAAGCAUACAUAUGGGUGUUUUACAAGGGGAAAUAUUUAACAAUACUGUGUUGAGAUUAGACAAAAACUAAUUUUAUUAAUCAUUUAUACUGUGCAAACGAAGCCUAAGACGUGUUGGGGUUAAACGUGUCAAAAACAGAGACGCUUGAAAAGCGCAGGCGGAACUGUCCCACCUGGGACAUUAAAGGAGUCAUUUUAAAGAUGCCUUACUGGUCAGGCAUUGUACAGUGUUGUAACAUGUCAGAGUGUUUGUCAGUUGUCAUAUUACUUUUCCGUGCCACUUUACAUAUUUAAUUAAACAGACAUUUUGUUACUGAACCUUAA
Molecule: messenger RNA, 4604 nt
Organism: Engraulis encrasicolus (European anchovy)
Lineage: Eukaryota; Metazoa; Chordata; Actinopteri; Clupeiformes; Engraulidae
Gene: phc3b
Product: polyhomeotic-like protein 3
Exons: 15
Coding region: 233-3667 (1144 amino acids)
Biological process (GO): negative regulation of DNA-templated transcription
Cellular component (GO): PRC1 complex; nucleus
Molecular function (GO): chromatin binding; histone binding
Source: RefSeq, a predicted model, not a curated record